AUGGAGGUGCCGCGGUGGCACCACCGUGAGGGCGGGGAUGGCGGCGGCGGCAGCCGCGGCGGCGGAGAGAGGGAUCGGAUGGCACAGUGGAGCUUCGAGGAGACGAGGGAGCUCCUGGCCUCGCGGGCGGAGCUGGACCGGAGCUUCGUUGAGACCAAGCGGAAUAAGCACCUCUGGGCCGCCGUCUCCUCCCGCAUGGAGGAGAGAGGAUUCCGGCGUACCCCCGACCAGUGCAAGUGCAAGUGGAAGAACCUCAUCACCAGAUACAAGGUCAGAUAUCUCAUCCCCCCCCCUCCCUUCUCUCUCUCUUUCUCUAUCUAUCUAUCUAUCUAUCUAUAUCUCUCUCGUGCUUCUUGUUGGUCUUGAAUUUAUCAUCUGGGUGUGGGUUGAAGGGGAGAGAGGCGACGGAGGGCGACGCGGACCGGCAGUUCCCGUUCUACGACGACAUGAAGAGGAUUUUCUCCGCGAGGGUGGAGAAUCUGACGACGGAGAACUGGGCUGAGACCUGCCGCGGGGACGAGCAGGAGAUCCGGAAGAAGAGAAAGGACGGCGGCGCCGCCGCUGCCGGCAGCAGCGGCGGUGGCGGCAGCAGCAGCAGCAAGCAGGUGAAAAUUGCGCUGAUGGAGUUGAUGAUAUGGCAGAGUCAGGCGGAGGCGAUGCGGAUGGGAGCCUCCGAGGAGAGGGAGGCUGAGAGGAGGGAGAAGGAGAUGGAGUGCAGAAUGGCUAUGGAGUCGCUGGCGGUGGAGAAGGCCGUGGUGGACCAGGGAUGGCGGCAACGGGAGGAGGAGAGGUGGGUGAGGGAGGAGACGAGAGCACGGCGGUGGGAUGGUCUGGUUUCUGCACUCUUGGAAAGGCUCGGCCGGAGAGGAUCGUAG
Molecule: messenger RNA, 875 nt
Organism: Spirodela intermedia
Lineage: Eukaryota; Viridiplantae; Streptophyta; Magnoliopsida; Alismatales; Araceae
Source: the annotation of a GenBank genome assembly